UAUCAUUCGUAGCGAAGCUAUUCCGAAGGUCGUUAGUGCAAACAACUCGCUACAAUUCUGUCCGCUUUUCACGCUUGCAACGUUUCGAACUUCCCCCAAAGUGUCAAUCAAAAACGCAAUGACAGCAAAAGUUAUAAUCCUCAAGCGAAAAUUCGAAGGGACCCCAACCCUCGACAAUUUCAAAAUCGUCGAAGAAAAGCUGCGGCCCCUCCAGCAAGGAGAGUUUCUAGUAGAAGCUAGAUACAUAAGCGUGGACCCCUACCAGAGGGUGUACCCCCCAAAAGUGGGUCAAACCAUGUUGUCUGAACAAGUAGCCAAGGUAAUAGAGAGCCAGAACAACGACUUCCCUGUGGGGUCGUCCGUCGUAGGAGAGUGGGGCUGGAGGACCCACACCAUUGCCAAAGACGUCGCUGGCGAUUUCUGCCUACGAAAACCCAGACUUUUAACCGGAUAUGAUGGGUUAUCGCGGUCGUUGGCUCUGAGCGUGCUGGGGAUGCCCGGCAACGCGGCCUACUUCGGGCUGUUGCACAUGGGCAAGCCCAUGAAGGGCAACACCGUGGUGGUGUCGAGCGCCGCCGGCGGCGUGGGGACCAUCGUGGGGCAGAUCGCGAAGAUAAAAGGGUGCAAAGCCGUGGGGAUCACCAGCUCGGUCGAAAAGGGGGAGCGCUUGGUCAAGGAAGUCGGCUACGACCAUUACGUUAGUUAUAACUCGAAGAAUUUCGAGAAAGAUCUGUCCAAAGCAACGAAGGAUACCGUGCAUUGCUACUUCGACAGCGUAGGCGGGGAGAUCAGCAGCAGCGUUUUGACCAAGAUGAAAAAAUUCGGCCGGGUGGUUAUCUGUGGGGCCAUUUCCACUUACAACUCGAAAAUAAAAGCUACAGCCAGCGAAGUACAGACUACCGUGAAAGUGCAGCACCUGGUGAUGGAAGGAUUUAAGGUGACUCGGUUCAAGGACCAGUGGGAUGAAGGUAUUCAGCAGAAUUUGCAAUGGCUUAAAGAAGGGCGGCUGAAACCCUUCGAGCAUAUUGUCGAUGGGUUUAGUAACACGCCCAAUGCGUUCAUAGGGAUGUUUGCGGGUCAAAACUUCGGGAAAACAAUUGUUAGAGUUGGAUAAAUAAACGUGAAAAAUUGAGGUUA
Zophobas morio is the source of this 1137-nucleotide messenger RNA. RefSeq names its product prostaglandin reductase 1-like. Gene Ontology annotation, biological process: prostaglandin metabolic process. Lineage: Eukaryota; Metazoa; Arthropoda; Insecta; Coleoptera; Tenebrionidae. Gene Ontology annotation, molecular function: 2-alkenal reductase [NAD(P)H] activity; 15-oxoprostaglandin 13-reductase [NAD(P)+] activity. The coding region runs from base 119 to 1114 and encodes 331 amino acids. The record is from RefSeq and is a predicted model, not a curated record. The transcript is spliced from 4 exons. Gene Ontology annotation, cellular component: cytoplasm.